CCGCCGAUGCCUGGUCACACAGCGCUCACGUACUCCACUUGCUGCUUUAGAAAUUUAGAAAAUUCAUUUUUUACCAGAAUAUAAGCAGCAAAAAGAGCCGGAAUGAGCGAGGAAUUCAAACUGCCAAAGCGCUCCCGUAAGCGCACUCGGGAAGUGAAGCGCAAAGCCCGACCGGAGCUGGAUGGCGACAACGCAUGGGUAGCAAUGCGGUACAGCGAUAACUUCGAGCCCUUCUGGGACUUCACGGACAAUCUGGAGCGGAUCGAGGACUCGGAGGUGUCGUGCGAGGAGUUCAUCGAGCGCUUCGAGCGCCCCUACAAGCCGGUAGUAAUCCGCGGCUGCACCGAUGGCUGGUUGGCCUUGGAAAAAUGGACCAUGGCCCGCCUGGCAAAAAAAUACCGCAACCAGAAGUUCAAGUGCGGCGAAGACAACGAAGGCUAUAGCGUCAAGCUGAAAAUGAAAUACUACGUGGAAUAUAUGCAGUCCACGCGGGAUGACAGUCCGCUGUACAUUUUUGACAGUAGCUUCGGCGAACACCAUCGGAGAAGAAAGCUGCUGGACGACUAUGUGGUUCCCAAGUACUUUCGGGACGAUCUGUUUCAAUACUGCGGGGAGAGCCGACGGCCGCCGUACCGCUGGUUCGUUAUGGGACCUGCUCGAUCUGGGACCGGAAUCCACAUAGAUCCGCUGGGCACCAGUGCUUGGAACACCCUCAUUCGCGGUCACAAGCGGUGGUGCCUGUUUCCCACCCAAACACCCAAGGACAUGCUUAAAGUGACCAGUGCCAUGGGUGGAAAGCAAAGAGAUGAGGCCAUUACCUGGUUCAGCACUGUUUAUCCGCGCACCAAGCUCCCUAGCUGGCCGGAGCAGUUCCGGCCCAUAGAGGUUCUUCAGGGCGAGGGGGAAACGGUGUUUGUGCCUGGCGGCUGGUGGCAUGUGGUACUCAACCUGGACGACACAAUCGCCAUAACCCAGAACUUCAGCUCCCAGACCAAUUUUCCAUGUGUCUGGCACAAAACGGUUAGGGGGAGGCCGAAACUGUCUCGGAAGUGGCUGCGCGUGCUUCGCGAUCAGCGCCCGGAGCUCGCCCAGAUAGCCGAUAGUAUUAACAUAAACGAGAGCACCGGCUUUGCCUCGGACAGUUCGAGCAACUCAAGCUCCUCCUCGAGCAGCUCUUCCUCAUCGUCCGAGAGCGAGGAUGCGGCGUCGUCCGACGGCGAUUCCAAUACGGAUAGCGGUCAGGAGAGCCUAACCGCCAAAAAGAAGAAAAAGCGACGCAUGGCGGGCGGUGGCUCCGGCUCUAUGGGCGGCUCUAUGCGUUCCUGAUGUAGGGAGCGCAUCAAGCGCAGGGGCCUACUGAUGCGUCUCUUCCACCGGCAGCUAAUGCUGUGCCGGCGUCUGCGCCUCUGUCGCCGCAGCUAGCAGCGCUAACCACCACCUCCUAGCCGAAUGGCCGUUUCAAAGUUUUGUAAUAUUUUUCUACGUAAUAGCAGCAGUCCUCUUUAAAUGUGUAAAGCUCGCCCAUCAUAAAGCCUGCUCCCUGAUUUAAAUAAAUGCUCCAACGUGACUCAUUAGCAUAAAUCUUAAAUGCGACAAGAAUAAAUCCAAUAUAUUUGUAAAAA
Drosophila bipectinata is the source of this 1622-nucleotide messenger RNA. RefSeq names its product Bifunctional arginine demethylase and lysyl-hydroxylase PSR (gene JMJD6). The record is from RefSeq and is a predicted model, not a curated record. Gene Ontology annotation, cellular component: nucleus; cytoplasm. Gene Ontology annotation, biological process: phagocytosis. Gene Ontology annotation, molecular function: histone H4R3 demethylase activity; P-TEFb complex binding. NCBI's taxonomy places the organism in Eukaryota, Metazoa, Arthropoda, Insecta, Diptera, Drosophilidae.